Ipomoea nil (Japanese morning glory) is the source of this 1033-nucleotide messenger RNA. RefSeq names its product rho GDP-dissociation inhibitor 1-like. Gene Ontology annotation, biological process: Rho protein signal transduction. Gene Ontology annotation, cellular component: membrane; cytosol; cytoplasm. Gene Ontology annotation, molecular function: protein binding; Rho GDP-dissociation inhibitor activity. The record is from RefSeq and is a predicted model, not a curated record. The transcript is spliced from 5 exons. NCBI's taxonomy places the organism in Eukaryota, Viridiplantae, Streptophyta, Magnoliopsida, Solanales, Convolvulaceae. Bases 225 to 890 code for a protein of 221 amino acids.
UGCCCUUUUAUCCCUUCAUUCUUAAUUAUUAAUUAAUUCUACCAAUUCAACUAAUUAACUCCGAUACAUCCAUCCGAUCCAUCUCUAAUCCUAGCUCUUCCAUUAUCCAUCAGAUCAGAUCCCACAUUUAUAUAUAUCUGAUCUGUAGCUAAUAUAAAUUAAAGAAGCUAGCUAAUUAAGCUAGGUUUGGAGAUCGAUCGAUGAGAUCUGCAGAUUAGAAUAGAAUGGAGUCUGGGGAGAAGAAGAAGGCGGCGGAGGAGAUGGACAAUGACUCUGAUUGUGGGAGUGGGAGGAUGAGUAGGCCUCCCAGUGAAGUUUCCUUGUGCCCCACCGAGGAUGAAGAAGAGUUCACUCCCAUGGGUCCUAAAUGCAGCAUUAAAGAACAUCUUGAAAAGGACAAGGAUGAUGAGAGCUUGAGGAGGUGGAAAGAACAGCUUCUUGGGAGCGUUGAUGUCACUGCUGCAGAAGCUCAAGAACCAGAUGUGAAGAUCUUGAGCCUGACCAUCAUUUCUGCUGAAAGAGCUGAUAUAGUUCUUCAAAUGCCGGAGUCUGGAAGUCCCAAAGGAUUGUGGUUUACGUUGAAAGAAGGAAGCAAAUACCGGCUGAGAUUUGAGAUCAAGGUUAGCAAUGAGAUUGUCUGUGGCUUAAGGUACAUCAACACCGUUUGGAAAACCGGCCUCAAAGUUGAUGGAUCAAAGGAGAUGUUGGGAACAUUUAGUCCUCAAGCAGAGCCCUACACUCAUGAGAUGCCAGAAGAGACCACUCCCUCUGGCAUGUUUGCAAGAGGAACAUAUUCAGCAAGAACUAAGUUUAUUGAUGAUGACAAGAAGUGCUAUUUGGAUAUCAACUACACAUUUGACAUUCAGAAAGACUGGGCAGCAACCUCAUAGAAGCUGGAUCUGAUCAUGCAUCCUGAUGAUUAUAUAUAAUCUGUCAGUUCAAUCAAAGUAUCAAUUAUUUUAUUUUAUUUUUAUAUAUAAAAAAAAUCAAUUAUUCAAUCUUGAUUUUGGAGAAGAAAAGGAGGAUUAAUGGA